Messenger RNA from Zea mays, 1640 nucleotides. RefSeq lists its product as uncharacterized. NCBI's taxonomy places the organism in Eukaryota, Viridiplantae, Streptophyta, Magnoliopsida, Poales, Poaceae. The coding region runs from base 319 to 1263 and encodes 314 amino acids. The record is from RefSeq and is marked provisional. The transcript has 8 exons.
GUCUCGUCUUUGCUAUGCGCCACGAGCGCCUCCGCCGCUCCAACGCUCCAACGCCCUGAGCGCCUCCAACACCACUCCAACGCCACGAGCGCCUCCGCCGCUCCACCGAACAACUCCAACGCCACUCCAGCUCUUGCAGCAGUAGAACUCUACUGCAGCCAGCUACGACACCCUGCGCUUGCCGCACUAGGGCAUCGACGCCGUGCUCUUCGUGCCGGAUGACGCCAAGGCCACGCAGACCGCCGACCCGAACAGGAAGCCUCCCGCCAUUGUCACCCACAAGAAGAAGAUCAAGCUCCGGUGAGUUUUGAAUAAAGGAUGAUUUGGAACAAUGUGUACGAGAAAGGCUUAGUCGAUGUGAUGCAUGAUCACAAAGAUAAUCCAAAAUUCAAAGGUCAAAAUGGUUGGAAUCGUGAUGGAUGGAAUAGUAUCACUACCAAGUUCAAUGAAAAGUUCCCUCUAGCUCAUUUCUCUAAACAACAACUGCAAGAGAAGGAGAGAGAGCUUAAAGGAUACUACAAGGCAAUAAGGGAUUCAAGAAAAGAAAGCGGGGUUGGUUGGAAUGACACCCUAUGCAUGGUACUAGCUGAACCAGAAGUUUGGCCAAGGCUGAUUCGCGUAUCAAAGUUUCGCAAUAGGCCAUUCCCUCUUUUUUACAGUUUAGAAGGGCUAUAUGAAGGUAGUGUGGCUACCGGAGAGUUGAAUUUCACAUCAACCGCUGUUGAUCUUCCUCCACCUUCAGCUCCAUCCAGGAGUGUGUCUGGACAAAGUCUCAGUCCUUUGAGUACUAAUUCACUUGAUUUGGAUGGACAAGAAACCACAAGUGUGUUCAAUCUAUCUUGUGAUGCUCAAUCUGUCCGAGUCAAUACUAAUGAACCCACUGAAGCUCAAUUUGUCCCAUCUAAUCAAGAAUCAAGCCAGAGAGAAGGUGGCAGUGGGAGAAAGCGUAAGCAAAGCCAUGUUGGAUUAGCUCUUGAAAGUUAUGUGGAGUUUAAAAAGAUCCAAAAUACAGAAACACUUGAAACUCUUAAAGAACAUAAGAGGCAAGAGGAUCAAUUUUCUAUUAGCAAGUGUCAGGCUGAAUUGAAAGGAAUGGAUGGAUUAACAGCAGUAGACAAAUCAUAUGCUUUGGAGCUUUUCGUAUCUGUGACAAACCGAGAAAUUUUCUUAACAACAACAGAGCAUGAUGUUAGAGAAAUUUGGCUCAAGCGCAAAAUUAGGUUGCUUCGUGGUAGUGAUGCAUGGCCUGAACAAAUGAUAUGAGCAAAUUUGACAACUGCAGUUCUGUUAUGGUGAAUGGUGAUUGUAGUUCAGUUUCAGCUCUAACCUAUGGAAAAUUGAAUGGCAGUUGCACUAAUCUGUUGGUGGAAUGAUUUUCCCAGUAAUUUCCUGGACAAGCAGAUCACUGAGAACCAUUUACCUUAUGAGAAAUGAUGCCCUGUAUGGUUCAGUAUAGUUCUUGUAUUGCUAGUUUAAAUUAAUUCUUGUAUGGCAGUUGCACUAAACUGAAUGGCAGCUGAACUUUGAGAUAUGCUUCUAUUGUUGGUUUAAAACCAUGGUGAUGACUGUUCUUGUAUGCAUUCUGUAUGCAUUCUUGUUUAUAACCUGGUUGCUUAUGUAUGCAUUCUUGUAUGCCGUGU